Auanema sp. JU1783 is the source of this 3708-nucleotide messenger RNA. The record is from the annotation of a GenBank genome assembly. Lineage: Eukaryota; Metazoa; Nematoda; Chromadorea; Rhabditida; Rhabditidae.
AUGGAGGAAGAGCCUGGUGAGCGGACCCCUGCUCUGGGGGGUCAAAAAGCUCCAGACCGUCCCUCCAGAGUUCCGUCUAUGAGAGGAUCUUCACCUCGACGAAUUCCUCUAUUCGAACGUGCUUCUUCCCGUUGGUGGAAUCCACAAUUCCGCUCACCUAGCCUAGAAGCCCAGUAUUGGAAAUGCUCUUUUUCGCAACUACGAGAUCGUUUUCGGUCUGGCUUAAUCUAUAUUUCGUUUGUCUGUGUAGCUUGGGCACUAUAUUUGGCAAUAUUCGAUAGAGCUAGUAUUCAUCAUUGGAUUGCCGUUGUAGCAUUAGUGGCAACAUGUUCUCUUAUGGUCAUUUUUACCAUGUUUUCAACUCAAUACCAAAGGUUUUAUAUGCCCACAUCCUUUCUAUGUACCUUCAUCAUCUCCCUGGUGACACUGUUAACUUUCUCAGCUGGGCCAAAUGAUGCCUUCAUGACUCCAGUAGCUAGUCUAGUCACAAGUUUUCAGGUUGUGAUGUUGAUAUACACAGUCAUACCACUCCCUCUGUACCUUUGCAUAAUAAUUGGAGUGAUUUAUUCUGUUUUGUUCGAAGCUCUAAGUACUAGCAACCAUAACUUUGACAAAAACCCAUACAUAAAACUUGUUUUACACUUCGGAGUACAUAUGUUGGGGGUUCAUCUGUUCAUCUUAACCCAGGUUAGACAGCGGAAAACGUUUUUAAAAGUUGGUCAAUCGCUUCUGGCUCGUAAAGAUCUCGAGUUGGAGACGCAGUUUAAAGAUCAUAUGAUUCAGUCUGUGAUGCCUAAGAAGGUCGCUGAUGAACUUUUGAAAGAUGCUUCGGAACUAAGGCGUCCUUCCGCAAGUCAAGGAUCACAUUGUCGCACAAGCAAUGGGACAGCGAAUGGCACCAACGAUGACGCUGGAGCUAUGCUUCCCACUUCUGUGCCUGCUGGCCAUCGUAAAUUCCGUCCAUUCACCAUGAAUUUGAUGACGAAUGUCUCAAUUUUGUUCGCCGAUAUUGCGGGAUUCACGAAAAUGAGUUCGAACAAAAGUGCUGACGAGCUUGUGAAUCUGUUGAAUGACCUUUUUGGAAGAUUUGAUCAUUUAUGUCGAUUGUGUGGCUUAGAAAAGAUCAGUACACUCGGGGAUUGUUAUUAUUGUGUUGCUGGAUGUCCUGAGCCAUGUGAUGAUCAUGCUAAACGGACAGUUGAAAUGGGAUUGGAGAUGAUAACUGCUAUUCAACAAUUCGAUAUUGAUAGAGGUCAAGAAGUGAAUAUGCGUGUUGGUAUUCAUACUGGAAAGGUCAUGUGUGGUAUGGUAGGAACUAAGAGAUUCAAGUUCGAUGUGUUUUCAAACGAUGUCACAUUGGCAAAUGAAAUGGAAUCCAGUGGUGUUGCUGGUAGAGUCCAUAUCUCUGAGGCGACGGCCAAAUUUCUUAUGGAUGGCGAUUACAUACUAGAGGCUGCUGAUGACUAUUCAGGACCAUAUCGAAUGCAAGUGCAAGGAACGGAAAGAAGAGUUAAACCGGAAAGUAUGAAGACUUAUUUCAUCAAAUGCCGAGCAUCGGAAGUCGAGGAUGUGGUCCGAGUGACGACAGUGUCCGAGGCUCAAUCACAGGCUCUUUCCAAGAAUGGCUCGUUCAAGAAAAUGACGUUGAAGCAGAAAUUGGCUGGAAAACUGAAAAUGUCUCAUACAAACUCAUAUCCAGUCAGGAGUAACAAUGGGGGCUCUUUACGUAUGAAAUUAGCAGAGAGAAAUCGAUCGACUCAACUUCUCUCCAAAGAGUCCAAUUCGAUUUGUGUGAUGGAGGACAACAGGAAGUCAGCCUCGUUGCAGGCUUUAGCCACAAAUGCGUUCAAUGGAAGCAAUCCUGAGACUCGAAACUCUUAUGCUGAAGACUUGUGUGAGAGAGCUGUUCCUGGUAGUGUUAGCGGUAGCAAUAGCAUGAGAGGAUCUAGAAGUAGUGGACUCCAAGCUUCACUGCAUGAAGCUAAUUCUGAUCUGAAUAGUGUUGGAGGAUUAGAUACAGCUAUCUCGCAUCAUCAUAACGCUGCUUCCUUAACGAGAUUUGACACAGACAACAAAGACUUCGAUCAACGACUGGCUAUUGCCAUAUCCCAGGGAGAAACAGAUUUUGACAAAGGAUUUUGGGGACAUCAUCACAGUCUCAAUAAAUGGACUUUGCGAUUCAAUGAAAAAGAAGUUGAGGAUGAGUAUCGAAACCACUUCGCUGAUUCAGCCGAGAGAGGGAGUUACGUACAGAGUAACUCAAUUAGAAGACAUCAAGAUCUUGCUAGAGUUCAUGAUUCUGCUACUGCUCCCCAAUAUAGAUAUUCGGGAGUCUUCAUAGAUAUAAUUGUAGCUUCUAUGAUUUUCCUAGUUGCUUCCGUCGUAGUUUUCAUGUCAGCCAGUGAAAUCACUCUUCGUUUGGUGGUUUAUUUCUGUGUUGCUCUCACACUCAUUAUCGCUGCAGUUGGCUUCAUUGGAAUUCCAUUACUUAGCCGAAAACCAGUUAUGCCAUGGCUCAACUCGUGGAAAGCUCGGCAUUUGAUAGGAUCUUUGUUAAUGGGAUUAACGGUCGGUGUUGCCAUCUGUGUUAUUCCUUUGUGCAUUUACGAGAUGUGCUCAUUUGAUAUUCUGAGUCCUAUGCUAGAUCAAAGACUCAUAUUCUCAUACAUCCUGACUCUAUCUCUGUUUGCUCAUUGCAACUUCUCACAGUUAGCUGCUUGGCCCAAGACUGUCCAGUGCGGAAUCAUUGGUCUCUUCCAUGUGGCUGUUGUCUUCUACUGCCAACAUAAUAUAAUUCAAAACUUGGAGACUGGCGCUUGUACCAACAACGUUACUCUUUCCGAUCCAAUCAAGGCAAAGAAUGAUACCGACCAAGUUCUUCUAUCACCAUUACUACUCUGGGAAAUAACACUGGAUGUCAUUCUUUCCAUUAUUUUGGUUGGAUUUUUGAAUUAUCAAUUCGAGGCAGCUUUCAGAAUGUCAUUCUUUGGAGAUAUUCAAGCUAAAAGGGAUACAGAUCGGAUGCAGAUUGUGCGAGAUCAAGCAGAUUGGCUAUUGAACAACAUCAUUCCCGCUCACGCUGUUGAAACAUUGAAAACAGACACCAAAUACAGUGAAAACCACGAAUCAACUGCUGUUUUGUUUGCCUCAAUAACAAACUGGAACGAUAUGUAUGAAGAGAAUUUCGAAGGAGGAAGGGAAUUUCUUCGCGUCUUGAACGAAGUCAUUGGAGAUUUCGAUGAGCUGUUGGAUCGUCCAGAGUUCUGUCAUAUUGAGAAAAUCAAGACUAUUGGAGCUUCUUAUAUGGCAGCCAGUGGAUUAAAUCCUGAGCAAAAGAGGAAUAUGAAACAUCCCAAAGAGCAUCUGUAUCAGAUGGUAGAGUUCGCAUUAGCUAUUCAGCAUGCUUUGAGUGUUUUUAAUGAGGAUCUUCUGAAUUUCGACUUUGUUUGCAAACUCGGCCUCAAUAUAGGGCCUGUCACAGCUGGUGUUAUUGGUACAACCAAACUCUAUUACGACAUUUGGGGAGACACAGUCAAUAUUGCUUCCCGAAUGUACAGUACAGGGGUUCUGAAUAGAAUUCAGGUUUCCCAGCAUACACGAGAUUUACUCAUGGAUCGAUACGAUUUCGAAUACAGAGAUCACAUAGAAGUUAAGGGAAUCGAUGGUGGCAUGGACACCUAUCUGCUUGUAGGGCGUAAGCCUGAAUAA